Messenger RNA from Phoenix dactylifera (date palm), 825 nucleotides. NCBI's taxonomy places the organism in Eukaryota, Viridiplantae, Streptophyta, Magnoliopsida, Arecales, Arecaceae. The record is from RefSeq and is a predicted model, not a curated record.
AUGGCGGAUCCUGGAGCGGGGAAACCGGCUACGUCGGCGCCGGGGAAGGCUCCUACUUGGUCGGAGGUGGCGAAGGGAGCUCCGAGGCAGUCGGUCUGGACGAACUAUCGGAUCUCUUCACGGGAGCUACAGGCAUUGCAGAGCGGGUUCCCGGAGAUCCUGGAGGUGCCGGACCAAGAGCUGGAGGGGGCGAGGUCGGAGUGGCGGAGCACUACAGUGAUUGUGCGAAGUAUGGGAAGGAGUGUUCCGGCAGUGUGGGUCGCGAAGGAGAUCCGCAGGGUGGGCAAGCUGCAGUAUGAUGUUGAAUGUUUCUCUCUGGUGGAUGGCUUCAUCGUAGUGAGGUUUGCCAACGGAGACGAUCGGGAGGCUGCUCUGUUGAAUGGCCCAUGGUCAAUGGCUGGGCAGCUGCUAGCCAUGGAACGGUGGCGCCCUAACUUCGUUCCGGGUGCCGGUGGGUUAGGCCGAGUGGUAGUGUGGCUUCGGCUUUCGGGGCUUCCUCUGGACUAUUGGAAGGGGCCGACUCUAUUCCGGAUUGCCGCGAGGGCCGGUGAACCAUUGGCAGUGGACAGCUUCACGGAACAGGGGGGUCGAUUUGGCUUUGCAAGGGUCAAGAUUGCGUUGGACUGCUCCGCCCCACUGAAGCCAGGGAUCUUUUUGAAGGGGAGCUCGGAGGGAGUUGAGGAUAAAUUUUGGCAGGCGUUUAUCUAUGAAAAUCUGCCGGCCCCCUGCUCCAAAUGUGGCAGGAUAGGCCAUCCUACGAAGGAGUGUGGUUCCCUCUUCCCGGCUAUGGGGGGGAGGGGGGAGAUGGUGUCGAGGGGAGCUUGA